AUGCGCUCACCGCGAGCACACCUUCUUUUAUUCGUGCUCUCAUGCGCUCUGCGAGCGAACUCCGCGUUCAAUAUUCUUGUAUACUCGCCGAGAAUGAUGCAGAGUCACGUGAACUUCAUCGCCGAAAUUGCGAACGUUCUGGCGAAACAUGGGCAUUUUGUGACGGUUAUUGAUAGUGUACUUCGCGACAAUAUUGGAAAUGCUCUUUCCAAAGAUGUUCAGAAUGUUGUGACAGUCUCCACCUCUCGAGAGGUCACCAAUAUCCUCGAUUCCAAUGACUCCCUUCCCGAAUUCCUUUGGCGAUCGCGAUUGUCGCCUGAUGAUCAGCGUGUGUUAAUGGAAAAGCUAGGCAUUAUCCAUCGCGAGCAAUGCGUUCAUCUUCUCAAAAAUACGAAUACAAUUCAGCAAUUGAAGAAGCACACAUUUGAUUUUGCAAUUCAUGAAGUUUUUGAUGUAUGCGGUCUAGGCAUUUUCGAAGCUCUUGGAAUUAAAAAAUCAAUUAUUGCUUCAUCUACGGUUAUCAUUGACAUCGUGUCACUGGUUUUAGGAAUCACACAUCCCAUUAAUCACAUUUCUCUGUUAUCCGAUUACGGAAGUGAAAUUGGAAUAUUAAAUGUUCGUCGAAGUUUGCAAUUCACCGAAGCCAUGACGAACUUCUAUUAUGUGCAGAAGGACGUGGAGACAAUGAGAAGGACUAAUCUCCUUUAUACAAAUAGUAAUCCGUUCUCGGAUGCGAAACGUCCCUGGUCUCGACACACAUUUGAGAUCGGCGGCAUCGCGUUCAGACAGCCGUCGGUUGUACCUCAGGAGUACAUCGAUUUGAUUUAUAAUCGAAAAACGGUGGUGUUGGUCUCGUUCGGAACCGCGGCGCCCUCGUUCAAAAUGCCGAACAAUAUCAAAACAUCGCUGAUUAAAGCGAUGAAACUCAUGCCGGACGUUCUAUUCAUUUGGAAGUACGAGGAUGACGAUGAAAUAACGCAAAUGGAUAUUAAGAACGUCGUGUUUAAACCAUUCAUUCCUCAAAUCGACCUUCUUGAAACUGGAAUGAUUUCUCUUUUUAUCACCCAUGGCGGCCAAAAUAGUUUAUUGGAAUCGUUUAAAACUGCUACUAAGACCCUCGUGGUUUCCUUAUUUGGAGAUCAGCAUAGAAAUAGCCACGCUGCGCUUGAAGCUGGCCUCAUCGAUGUGCUUCCCAAAAAAGACCUGGCGAAUCCCAAGAAGGUUUUGGCUGCCAUUCGAAAAUGCCUUUUUGACAAUGAAAAAGACGACAUGAAAUUGAGGCGAAUCGCGGAAUCGCUUCGAGACGCCAAAAACAAAUCGGAGGAAUUGCUGCUGCACACCAUCGAGAUGACGUAUUCGAUUCGAGACCCACCCGAUUUUUCAAAUUACCCCAAAUAUAUGAGCCCGGCCACUUUAUUAGCCUUAUAUGAUUGUUUUGCAAUCGCUGGAAUUUUAUCAGUUACAGUUUUUGUGAUAUUGAAGUUGAGACAAGAAGCCAACGAGAAUGAGAAGAUGAAAAAGAAUAAUUAA
Messenger RNA from Caenorhabditis bovis, 1530 nucleotides. Lineage: Eukaryota; Metazoa; Nematoda; Chromadorea; Rhabditida; Rhabditidae. The record is from the annotation of a GenBank genome assembly.